AUGUCUCCUCUUUCGACACGAGGGAGCCCCGCCAACCUGCAAAACGGACUUGAAACCUACCGCCGCAGCUUCCCGCCGCUCACUGGUUUGACCUCCCACAUCCGCUUCAAUCCCGCAUCAGACUCGUCGUUCGCACCUCAGCGUGCUGUCUCUCAAUUCAUAUCCUCCCUUCACGCACACUUCGACACUCUCCCGAGCGACCCUCACGCCCCGGCGUCGGCAGCCCGCUUCCGCCAGUACUCUCGCGCGGUGGUGCUGCCUUUCGAGGACAAGCCCCGCGUAUACUGGUCCCCUGGUCACUUCAAGGACGGCCAGGACAUCACGUACUACAAUCAAGGUGUAUUCAACCCGGAGCACAACUCCGAGAGACGUGCUAUGCCCUCCAUUCCGGAGAGCAUGCACCACGAGCUGCUGGAGAAGCUCAUCCUCACCGACGUCGCACUGUGCGACUGGUCUGUCGACGAACUCCGCCAUCCCAUCAUUGUUGGUGUGCACUUCAUCAAAACCGCGCCGACGGAGGAGCACCCGGUCUCGAAGACAACGCCGAACUCGCUGCACCAGGACGGCCACAAGUUCUCGUUCGUCCACCUCGUGCAACGGCGUAACGCCAUCGGCGGCGAAAAUGUCAUCGCCGCGCAAGGCGGGCGGUACUCCGGCCUGCAGCCGAGUGAAGUACCCGCCGAGGACGUCUUGGCUCGCUUCUAUCUGGAGUCUCCCCUUGACACUUGGGCGGCGUACGACGCCAAGUGUUCUCAUUAUGCGGGCCCCGUUAUGCAGGAGGUGCCUGGACCUGAGCCCAGCGAGCGGAGCGUGAUCAUCUGUGACAUCGAGCCGAUGGUAGCCGCCGUGUGCCCCAUUUGA
This is a messenger RNA of Trametes versicolor FP-101664 SS1, 861 nucleotides long. RefSeq lists its product as uncharacterized. Gene Ontology annotation, molecular function: dioxygenase activity. The transcript is spliced from 6 exons. The record is from RefSeq and is a predicted model, not a curated record. Bases 1 to 861 code for a protein of 286 amino acids. Lineage: Eukaryota; Fungi; Basidiomycota; Agaricomycetes; Polyporales; Polyporaceae.